AUGGCCGCCUCCCUCUACAUGCAGCACCCUUCCAUUCACCUAGGUUUAAAGCGGGCAAGACACCUGCCAGUUCGUCAGUGCGUCCUCUGGCCUGCUAAUCCGCCUGCUCGCACCAGGAUCAACCGGGUGCGCUGUUUCACCUUCAGGAAGAUGGUACGCAACAAGUGGGAGGCCUACCUGGGGCUGCUGCCGGUGGAGUACAGGGAGGGGGACGCCCUGGACGAGCUGGGGCUGAGGCGCUACUGCUGCCUCCGGUUGCUGCUGGCCCACGUGGACCUGAUAGAGAAGCUGCUCAACUACAUGCCGCUCGAGAAGUGA
Messenger RNA from Erinaceus europaeus (western European hedgehog), 318 nucleotides. RefSeq names its product RNA polymerase II, I and III subunit L. Gene Ontology annotation, cellular component: RNA polymerase III complex; RNA polymerase I complex; RNA polymerase II, core complex. Gene Ontology annotation, molecular function: zinc ion binding; DNA binding; DNA-directed RNA polymerase activity. The transcript is spliced from 2 exons. NCBI's taxonomy places the organism in Eukaryota, Metazoa, Chordata, Mammalia, Eulipotyphla, Erinaceidae. The record is from RefSeq and is a predicted model, not a curated record. Gene Ontology annotation, biological process: tRNA transcription by RNA polymerase III; transcription by RNA polymerase II; transcription by RNA polymerase I. Bases 1 to 318 code for a protein of 105 amino acids.